AUGGAGAACUCGACAUCGUGCGGUGAGGCUAGCCUGGAGGGACCGAUUGGAACCCCAGAAGGUGAGGAGAGUCCUAAAUCGGGUGGAACUUGCAUUGACCUCCUCUCGUCCCGGAGACUUCGUAAAAUGACUCUGAACCUCUUCCUUUGUUGGUUCGUCAAUGCCUUUGUUUACUACGGCCUCUCGUUGAGCGCACAAGACAUCGGAGGCGAGAUAUUCAUCAACUUCGCCAUCGCUGGUAGGAGUUUGAAAAUGUUCUCGUGGACGAGGAAAAAAUUCCUCGAAGUCGUUCGUCUGACGACGUCAAACAUUGUAGGUGCGGUGGAGAUUCCGGCCUACGCGCUGAGCAUCAUCGUGCUCUUAUAUACCGGGAGGCGAUUCCCCCUCAGUGCCGCCAUGAUUAUUGGUGGAUCGGCCUGUCUCCUUGCUCUGCUCGUUCCUAAAGGGGUGUAUUACUACGAUUGGCCGGUUGUGACGUUGGCGAUGGUGGGAAAAUUCGGAAUCUCGUCCUCCUUUGCCAUCGUGUACGUGUUCACGGCCGAGUUGAUGCCUACCCCCGUGAGGACCGUCGGCCUUGGUGCGUGUUCCACCUUCGCUAGGCUCGGCUCCAUCCUCGCACCCUACAUCCUUCUUUUGGGUGAGGCAAUGUCCCAUGUAUGGCUGCCGAUUUGCGUGUUCGGGAUUAGCUCCUUGAUCUCAGGGCUCCUCCUUCUCCUUCUACCCGAAACCGCGAAGCGACGACUCCCAGAAACCAUUCACGAGGCUAAGAACAUCUCCAAGUACCAAGUGGUGUCCGUGAGAUGCACUUGGAAAUCUGGCGACGUGGGAGACGUCAAGGCUGGAAUUUUCCAGGACAAGAUCGCUUUCCUUAUCUCUAAUGUGACUCGCAAAAGUGCGCCCUAG
Messenger RNA from Darwinula stevensoni, 903 nucleotides. NCBI's taxonomy places the organism in Eukaryota, Metazoa, Arthropoda, Ostracoda, Podocopida, Darwinulidae. The record is from the annotation of a GenBank genome assembly.